This is a messenger RNA of Micromonas pusilla CCMP1545, 1131 nucleotides long. RefSeq lists its product as uncharacterized. Gene Ontology annotation, cellular component: nucleus. Gene Ontology annotation, molecular function: protein binding. NCBI's taxonomy places the organism in Eukaryota, Viridiplantae, Chlorophyta, Mamiellophyceae, Mamiellales, Mamiellaceae. The record is from RefSeq and is a predicted model, not a curated record. The transcript has a single exon. The coding region runs from base 1 to 1131 and encodes 376 amino acids.
AUGACCGCGUGGUGGGACGACUCGCCGUUGCCUCCCCCCGGCGCGUUCGACGACCUCUGCGCCGCGGCCGGCGGCGGCGUCCGCGCCGGGGAGUGCCGUCGCGCCACCGGCGGCGCGCGCGCGCUGUUCUCGACGCGCGCGUUCGCUCGAGACGACGUCGUCUUCCGCGAGAUCCCCGCGCUGCUCGUCCAAGACCCGCGGAACGUAGCGAGCGCGCGCGCGUGCGCGCGCUGCCACGCCCUCCUCGACGAGACGCCCACGCCCACGGCGUGCGCGCAAGGCUGCGGCGUGACGUAUUGCGACGAGCGAUGCGCGUCGGAGCACUUCUCGAGCGGGGGGCAUCGAAUCGCGUGCGUCGGCCCGCUCGAGUCGUACUCGCACCCGGUCGCGGCGUUGAAGCUCGCGUGCGCGAAGGACGACGACGGCGACGGCCUCCUCGCGCUGCUCACGGAGACGGUCGCGCGCUGCGUCGCGCGCGCGGAAGAGGACGCCGCCGAAGAGGACGGCCGCGAGCCGCCCGGCGAAGGCGGCGGCGGGUUCCUCCGACGCGCGGGCGCGCACUGGUUCGUCCGCGGACCGUCGUCGCUCCCGGCGGCGCGGCUGGAGUCGUACGCGACGCUCGUGUCGGACGCGCUGGACGCCGCGGCGAGGGACGGGACGUGCGCGGAGGACGCGAAGCGCGCGGUGUUGGGUGGGGACGCGACGCGCGCGGUGUCGGAGCUCGUCGGGUUGCUGUCGAGGAACCAACUGAGCGUCGUCGUCGCCGCGAAUAAACCGGCGGCGGCGGCGGCGGCGGCGGCGGCGGCGGCGGCGGCCCCGUCGUCCCCGUCGUCCGACCCCCCCCCCCCCGCCGCGUACGACGGCGUCGGGGUCUUCCCACUGGUAUGCCUCAUGAACCACAGCUGCGAGCCGUGCGCGGAGGUCUCGUUCGAGGACGCGGGCGCCGGCCGCGGCGGCGUGCGCGCUGUGGUGAGAGCGAAGAGGGCGAUCGCCCCGGGGGACGAGCUGACGCACGCGUACGUGGACGUGGACGCCGACGUCUCCGCGAGGGCGGCCGCGCUCGCGGGGUUCGGGUUUAAGUGCGUCUGCGCGAGGUGCGCGCGGGCGCGUGGGGGGGGGGAGAGGGGGUGA